AAAGUAUUUAGUCAUCCAUGAUAGAAGAUCACUGAGGGGUAGUAGUGAUCGCGUGCACAUUUAGUAUCUAAUCUACUAAUCAAGAAACUAUAUCAGCAUCAGAACCCCAAGGACACUCUUAUGGACGGAGAAAGUUGUUAUCACCGAACUCUACCAAAUUUUCGCGGGACCCAAAACACACCCCUCCCUCUCACCCCACCAUAUCUUAUCUUCCACUUCCUAAUAACAUAACUACCUACUACUAACAUAGUAAAUCUGUUCAUACUCAUAUACCCACUAUUGAACCUACUCAAAUACCCAUCCAGCUAUCCAUGGCAACUACAAGGUUAAUGACCUGGGACCCAACCCAAUUCUUCCGAACGGAAGAAGGCCUUCCCUCGAGUCCCUACGCCCUGCUCAUCCUCAACCAUCCAAUCAACGAGAGAGCAUAUGAUGUUUUACAACAGCAUGCACUAACAACCGUCUGCGCCGACGGCGGCGCCAACCACUUCUACGAGAUGAUGAAAGCGCGGGGCAGAGAGGAUGUAGAUCACCCCACCACCAUAAUCGGCGACCUGGACUCCAUCCACCCAACAAUAAAGUCCCACUACGAGUCACACGGGGUAAUCGUGAUCUACCACCACGACGACUACAGUACCGAUUUCACCAAAGCAUUGCGGUAUAUUCGCGCCAACACUGCCGAAAUCUUAUCAUCCUCAUCAUCAUCCACCACCACCCACCAACAAUACAAAGAAAGUGACAGCUUGUCAAUACUAAUCCUCGGCGGCCUCGGCGGCCGCGUCGAUCAGGCUUUCUCGCAGAUCCAUCAUUUGUAUUCAAACUCCACUAUUCCUUCUUCUUCUACCGAAGGGGAUAGGAAGGAAGGUGCAUUAUAUCUCGUCUCGGAAGAAAGUAUCACGUUCAUCUUACAUCCGGGGAAGAAUGUGAUUCGCACUCCUGGGGUGAAGAGGGCUGAUUUGUCUGUCUCUACUACCUCCGGGGAAGGGAAAGAAGAAGCAGAAGAAGGAGAGUAUCUACUGGAAGAGAACGUGGGCAUUAUUCCACUCUCUGGACCGGAGCGAAUCACGACGAAAGGAUUCCAGUGGGAUGUGGAAUCCUGGGAAACGGAGAUCGGGGGCCAGAUUAGUACAAGUAAUCAUAUUCGGGCGGAGGAGGUGGAGGUUAGUGCUGGGGGAGCGGUGUUGUUUACGGUGGAGUUGGCGGGGAGGUUUAAGCGGUCUUCUUCAUCUUCUUCUUCUUAGAUUAUUUCAUGUGGUUGUUUGUUGGAUUGGUGGCUGGUAUAGAUGUUGGUAUUCAUUCAUCCUAACAUUUAGACUUAAACAUAUCAAGCAAUACUACAGCGCCCAUCGCCCUCAAAGCAUAGCAGUAACAGCAGUCCAGUCCGCUGAUAC
Messenger RNA from Aspergillus neoniger CBS 115656, 1391 nucleotides. Its product is annotated as thiamine diphosphokinase. Gene Ontology annotation, molecular function: thiamine diphosphokinase activity; thiamine binding; ATP binding. NCBI's taxonomy places the organism in Eukaryota, Fungi, Ascomycota, Eurotiomycetes, Eurotiales, Aspergillaceae. Bases 312 to 1241 code for a protein of 309 amino acids. The transcript is spliced from 3 exons. The record is from RefSeq and is a predicted model, not a curated record. Gene Ontology annotation, biological process: thiamine diphosphate biosynthetic process; thiamine metabolic process.